Nicotiana tabacum (common tobacco) is the source of this 2240-nucleotide messenger RNA. RefSeq names its product OBERON-like protein. Gene Ontology annotation, biological process: regulation of gene expression; root meristem specification; maintenance of shoot apical meristem identity. The record is from RefSeq and is a predicted model, not a curated record. NCBI's taxonomy places the organism in Eukaryota, Viridiplantae, Streptophyta, Magnoliopsida, Solanales, Solanaceae. Gene Ontology annotation, cellular component: nucleus.
UCUUCACUUUUCCUCUUCAACGUAAACAUCAGAAGAAAAAAAACAAUUCUCUACCUUUCUUUUUCUGAAGGGAAGAAAAUUUGAGAGCCCGUUUUUUUCAAAUUUAUUUGUAUUCAUCCUUGUUCUUUUUUCUUUCCAAGCCCCAAUUUUUCUGGUUUAUUGAUUUAACUGCUGUGGUAAUUUUAUUAAUCAAUUUAGGAAUUUCAGUGUUUAAUACGAAGGGAAGCCUUGUAGCAACGGUAAAGUUGUCUCCGUGUGACCUAUAGGUCAAGAAUUCGAGCUGUGGAAUAAGCCACUGAUGCUCAGGGUAGGCUGUGUACAUUACAUCCCGGUGCGGCCCUUCCCCGGAUCCUAUGUGAAAGCGGGUUACUUUGUGCACCAGGCUGCCUUUCUUAAUGUUUGAUAUAAACGUAUCGGAAAAAUGCUGCCUCCACGCCAACAACCACGGCCUGGUGGACUUCAGACAUCUUUAUCCUUGGUCUCUCCUGAUGCUUGCGGUUCUCCUAAUCCUCAAGAACGUGGCUCGACCUCUGAUCAGGCUCGUGAUUCACCAUCUGAAAGUGCCAGUUCACGUGAAACUUGGCCAACAUCUGACGCUUUGAUGGCGAAAAAGCUGGAGAAGGAGAAAGAGAAUGGCUACGCUGAGCACUCUGUUGUCCGCAAUAUUUCAAACUCCGACAAAAUGUCCCUUCGUGACAUUGCCCGAGAAAGAGUUGACGUUAUAGCUGAAAGGAUGCGAAAUCUCCCAGAUGAGUAUCUAGAGAAGUUCAAACAUGAACUUCGGGUCAUUCUUGAAGGAUUAGGUGGUUCUCAGCACAGAGAGGAGUUUCUAUUCCUUCAAAGGCUAGUGAAUAGUAGGGGUGAUUUGACGGAUGGAACCCUGAUUAUUACACACCGCACCCAGCUAGAAAUUCUAGUUGCCAUCAAGACUGGAAUUCAGGCAUUCUUGCAUCCUAGUGUUAGUCUCUCUCAAGCUUCGCUCAUUGACAUUUUCUUGUAUAAGAGGUGCAGAAACAUAGCAUGUGGUAGUGUGCUUCCGGCAGAGGAAUGUAGCUGCAAAAUUUGUGCGAAGAAAAAUGGUUUCUGCAACCUUUGCAUGUGUGUGAUCUGUAACAAGUUUGAUUUUGAGGUGAACACUUGCAGAUGGAUCGGUUGUGAUCUCUGUUCUCAUUGGACACACACGGAUUGUGCCAUUAGCAAUGGACAAAUUGGAACAGGCCCGUCUGUUAAGAAUGGAGCUAGCUCAGCUGAGACGCUCUUCAGAUGCCAUGCUUGCAGUAGGACAUCUGAGUUGUUAGGUUGGGUUAAAGAUGUGUUCCAACACUGUGCCCCAAGUUGGGAUGCGGAAGCUUUUGUUAGAGAGCUUGACUAUGUCAGAAGAAUUUUCCAGAGAAGUGAGGACGCGAGAGGCCGUAAGUUAUUUUGGAAAUGCGAGGAACUCAUCGAAAAGCUGAAAGGUGGAGUUGCAGACCCUAUGGCUUGUAAAGUGAUCUUAUCCUUUUUCCAAGAGCUUGAUGUGGAUCCUUCGAAGAGUCAAGACAAUGACGAAGGUGGUCGGCUCAUAGCUCCACAAGAAGCAUUUAACAAGAUUGCAGAUGUAGUACAAGAAGCCAUCAGAAAAAUGGAAGCAGUAGCAGAGGAGAAGAUGCGGAUGGUUAAGAAAGCACGGUUAGCUCUUGAUGCAUGUGAUCAGGAGCUCAAGGAUAAAGCUCGGGAAGUGACCGCACUAAAAAUGGAGAGGCAGAGGAAGAAGCAACAAAUCGAUGAGCUUGAAAGCAUCGUAAGGCUUAAACAGGCAGAAGCCGAUAUGUUUGACCUAAAGGCCGGUGAAGCUAGACGAGAAGCUGAGAGACUGCAACGAAUUGCACUCGCCAAGACAGAGAAGUCAGAAGAGGACUACGCUAGCAGGUAUUUGAAACAACGAUUAAGCGAGGCUGAAGCAGAGAAGCAGUAUUUAUUUGAGAAGAUAAAGCUUCAGGAAAGUUCACGAACGUCGCAGAGCAGUGCUGGAGGAAGUGACCCUUCCCAGAUGAUGUACAGUAAAAUCCAAGAUUUGAUUAAGAAUAUGUAGAAUGUUGCUUCAAAGGAUGAGGGCUAAUCAAAUGACAUGAACUCUUUUGGUGCUAUUCCAUCGAGUAGUCUUCCCCUAAAAUUUACUAGGCUUUUGGAUGUAUGAAUUGGUUCUAACCUUUUGGUCUUGAUAAUUUUUCUUUUCAUUCCGUGCCUUCUUUUUUAUGAUA